CCCCGGCCGGAGCUCAGUCUGCCGGGUACACAGAGGGAUGAGGCCCGGGGAAGGCAGCCCGGGAACACACAUGGAUGUGAUGGUUUCUGGUUCUUCUCACUGGGAACUUUACGCAGCGCUGGAUGAACUUUACGCGCGGAUGAAGAUGGAUCAUGAUGUUUGAAUCAUCUCCAACCGGACUCUGGAAUCUAAAGCCUGCUCCUGUCUGUGCAACUUUCUGAGUCAGCACCUGAACCGGUUCCUCCCGGAGAUGGAGCCGGAGGAGGGCCGGCUCUCCGUGUGGGUCUGCCGGGAGGAGAAGCUGGUCUCCGGCCUCACCAAGCGGACCACCUGCGCCGACGUGGUGAAGGUCCUGCUGGAGGACCAGAACCUGCAGCAGGGCUCCUCGGCCGCCAUGCUGUCCGGCUCCCCGGGGUCCUACUGCGUGGUGGAGAAGUGGAGGGGCUUCGAGAGGACCUUACCCAACAAGACCAAGGUCCUGCGGCUGUGGGGGGCGUGGGGGGGCGAGCAGGACAACGUGCGCUUCGUGCUGGUGAAGACCGACGCGUCGCUGCCCAACACCGGGCCAAGGAGCGCCGAGGCCCGGGUGGUGCAGAGCCGGGACAGCGGGGGUCCCGGUGCGGGUCUUCUGAAGGGGACCACCACCAGGACCUGCUGGACCCCCGGAGCCCCCCCAGCCAACAACCCGGCCCAGGACAAGCAGCGGCGCGUCGUGCGCAAGGCCUUCAGGAAACUGGACAAGAUGAACAAGAAGAAGGACCAGGACUCCGUGGAGAAGAUGGAGACCCUGGUGCACAUGGUGGUCUCGCAGGACCACACCAUCCGGCAGCAGGUGCAGCGGAUCCAGGAGCUGGACCGGGACAUCGAGCGCUACGAGACCCAGGUCCACUUCGACCGGAUCCAGAGACACGGGGUGAACUACGUGCAGGACACGUAUCUGGAGGAGGACAGGGGGGACAGGGACCCUGCUGGGCCCGGGUCGGGGGUCCAGGACCUGGUGCAGCUGGAGGAUUACGCGCGGCGCUGCGAGGAGGUGCUGAAGCUGCAGGUGGAGCUGGAGGAGAGGGAGCUGCUGGUGGAGGUCCUCACCGGGGAGAUCCAGGAGGAGCUGAACCGACGCUGGAUGAGCCGGAGGCGGGAGGAGACAGGAGCCGAGGACCCGGAGCAGGACCCGGAGCAGGACCCGAACCUGGCUGCCUCCUCCUCCUCCUCCUCCCAUCCAGAUGUGGAGUCAGAUGCUGAGGAGGAGGAGGAGGAGGUGCAGCUGGAGGAGCAGAGGAUCCGAACGCAGCUGGACACGAGUCUGUACAUCGGCCUGAGGCUGAAGACAGACCUGGACUCCCUCCGGGGGGACCUGGACCUGAGUCUGGAACUCUGGGAGACCAAGGAGAGCGAGCUGCUGGAGCUGCUGGCCCGGGUGGAGGGCCUGGACCCGGCCCGGGUGGAGGGCCUGGACCCGGCCCGGGUGGAGGGCCUGGACCUGGCCCGGGUGGAGGGCCUGGACCUGGAGCAGCUGGGGGGCUCGGUGGUGGGUGGGGGGGCUGAGGAGCAGGUCCGGGGUCUGUCCAAGGCCUGCAGCACCAACGACGACGACUCGGACACGGGCCUGAGCUCCAUGCACAGCCAGGACUCCGACAACCCUCCGGUGUGCGAGUCGCUGGUGUGACCGAGGGGAUCGAACCCACGGCCACAGACUCAGGGGCCGGGAAUCAGUGUUGGACAGAAGUGGGGGGUGGGGUGGUCCUCCUUCCUCAGUACGGACACUGUUAUUCUAAAGCAAUAAUUUCUGUAUGUAUAGUCGUCGCACAAUAAGCUAGGAGAGGUGCUGCUCCACCGCUGACCUUUGACCUCCGUGUGGAGAGGGAACAGUAGACCACGUGUUAGGAGAAUUAGCCUCGAAGAGUUUUAAAGCAGAAGUCCACUUGUGUUGUGUUAGUCCUCAGAGCUGAUCACAGAGCGCUGAUAAGAGGGUUCAAUCAGAAAGUUUCCCUUUAAAAGGUCAACGCACAGGACAGUCUUAGGUCAUCACACACACA
Messenger RNA from Limanda limanda (common dab), 2036 nucleotides. It is a transcript of the gene rassf10a, whose product is annotated as Ras association domain family member 10a. Gene Ontology annotation, biological process: signal transduction. The record is from RefSeq and is a predicted model, not a curated record. NCBI's taxonomy places the organism in Eukaryota, Metazoa, Chordata, Actinopteri, Pleuronectiformes, Pleuronectidae. The transcript has a single exon. The coding region runs from base 251 to 1666 and encodes 471 amino acids.